Mya arenaria is the source of this 966-nucleotide messenger RNA. RefSeq lists its product as uncharacterized. Gene Ontology annotation, molecular function: metalloendopeptidase inhibitor activity; protein binding. The coding region runs from base 155 to 862 and encodes 235 amino acids. The transcript has 5 exons. NCBI's taxonomy places the organism in Eukaryota, Metazoa, Mollusca, Bivalvia, Myida, Myidae. The record is from RefSeq and is a predicted model, not a curated record.
AUUACAGCCAUUUGACGUCAUUUUGAGAAGUUCACUGGAUGAUUAUUUUUGCUAAAAACGUUGCCAAUUUCAACCAUUUUAUGCGAAAGACCUAUAUAUUGUAUUCUUAUGACUCUCUGUGUGAUACGGCCGUUACAAUCUUCGUAAGGGAAAAAUGAUUCGACUGAUGAUUGUCGCCCUAGCGGUGGCCCUAGCGCUGCUUAUAACGACUCCAUGUGCGGAGGGCUGUUCCUGCACACAACGGGAGCCCGUGGAUUUCUAUUGCAACAUGGACUACGUGGCCCUUGUUCAAGUCCGGAAUGUAUCUGAACCCUUCUAUGAGGAUAUCAUGGAACAAGGUCCUCGGCAAAAUCCAGUGUAUGAUUAUAAAGUCGAUGUUCUGCAGGAUAUAAAGGGUACAAUCUACUCGAAUCCUUUGCUUACCUGGAAACCUUUGCUUCAAGCCCGGAGUAACUCGGGGUUGUGCGGUGUCACUUUUUUACCUGAUAAAGUUUAUCUCAUCAUGGCCGACUUUGCAGACAACAUGAAGCCUUGGGAAGAUGGACUAGUUCUCACUUCUUGGUCGUGCGCUUUCAACCGUUACAUCGACAUCUCAAAUCUACAGGUGGCCAGUGCCGAGGUUCAGUCAAUAUUGUCCUUUCUACUAAGCCGCAAUUUCACGUGUGAAAAUGUCGCUGAAAAACGUACGCUCGCCAAGUUCUUCGCACAGAGGUCACAUUCAACACUGGAAAAAGAUCUUGGGGAUUUGUCGGCUUUGCAAGAAAAGGCUAGGAAUACCCAAACAGACCUGCAACGGAAUGUCGAUGCGCAGGCGGGAACAGACAGGCUGCGCAAACUUCUCAAGGCUGCGUUUCAGAAGUAAAACGGUGGAAGAAAAUAGAUCGGAAAACUGGACUGUUUAUCAAACACAUGCAUUGUUUGAUUUGUAAAUAAAUAAGUAUAUGUACAUAAAGCAAUAUCCAAGAA